Messenger RNA from Aspergillus pseudotamarii, 1358 nucleotides. RefSeq names its product NAD(P)/FAD-dependent oxidoreductase. Bases 169 to 1179 code for a protein of 336 amino acids. The transcript has 3 exons. Lineage: Eukaryota; Fungi; Ascomycota; Eurotiomycetes; Eurotiales; Aspergillaceae. The record is from RefSeq and is a predicted model, not a curated record. Gene Ontology annotation, molecular function: oxidoreductase activity.
AAUAUGACCAUGGCUAGUGGAUUUUUAUUCUAGAAAAAGGGGGCGUGUGAAGUCUAGAUUCUCAAAGCUUGGCCAAGACGACGAUGGAGCCUAUUCGGAGACAUUCUUAGGGCUAAAAGUCUCCGGCAACUCUUGUAUAUAAAUCUCCGUGUCAAUCCACCAUGCUAUAUGGUUCUACUUCAGAGAUAUAUUCUAUCUUCUAUCUGCAUUGAUACAUCAACAAAAGUUAUAAUCAUGACUCUCUACGACGUUCUGAUCAUCGGCGGCGGUCCAGCUGGACUGUCGGUAGCAACCGGUCUCGCCCGUCAACUCUACCGCGCAGUUGUCUUUGACUCGGGUGUUUAUCGCAACGCCUUGUCCCAUCAUAUGCAUAACGUGGCAACCUGGGAUCAUAGUUCACCUGCAGAGUUCCGUCGCGAAGCUCGUGAGCGUAUCCUGGCUCGCUAUGAUACGAUUCAAUUUGAGGACAUCGAGAUUAAGAAAGUCCAAAAGACAUCUGAGGGCCAUUUCAAAGCAUUCGACGGCCUUGACCGUGUCUGGACAGGCCGCAAACUGGUACUAGCCAAUGGUGUCCGUGACAUUUUCCCGGACAUCGAUGGAUAUGGAGAGUGUUGGGGGACAGGCAUUUUUCACUGUCUUUUCUGCCAUGGUUACGAAGAGCGUGGCUGUGCUUCUGCUGGGCUUCUGGCCGUUGGCGACGUUGCUAAUCCUAUGAUAGCCAUGCACUUUGCCCGUAUGGCUAAGCGAUUUGCUAAUACAGUGACAUUGUACACUGACGGUGCUGAGGAGCUCGCUCAGACCCUGAAGGAAUCAACUCGUGGAACGGGGAUUAAAGUACACAAGAGAAAGAUCUCCAAGCUAGCCAAAGGGUCCAGUGCAUCCGAUGUCCAAGUCAUAUUCGAGGAUGGCACGCAAGUAACAGAGGGCUUUCUGACCCAUAAGCCCAGGACUGAGAUUAAUGGCCCUUUUGCUCGGCAGCUCGGACUGCAGCUGACACCCACCGGAGAGUUUGAAGCGACGGCGCCCUUCUAUAGCACCUCGGUUCCUGGUGUAUUUGCUGCGGGUGACUGUGCUUCUCCUGUAAAAGUCGUCGCAACGGCUUUGUCGUCGGGGGUGUUGGUGGCUGGAGGACUGGUCGGUCAGUUGCAGGACGAACUGUACCCAGCGGAACAGGAAUAGAUGAUUGAUGAAAACAUUUAAUGUGGCGAUAAUACUUUCAAUUUGUUAACUUCUUGGGUUGCAUCUAAUAUGUCUAAGCUGCCCAAAUAGGCCUAGCGCAGGCCUGAUCUCUUCGUUCCCCAGGCAGCAUAAAUAGAACCUCAGCCCCGCUUACAUAGAGAAUCAAUACUUCAAUUUCA